AAGGGCGCGCACCGUCCCCAGGAUGCUGCUGAUUGGCGCGUGAGGCGGCGCGCGCUGAAUUCGUGCGCGGGAGGCGGCGAAGUGCCUGGGCUCCCCACCCCCUUGUUUGCAUUGUGCCACCACUCGCGCUUUGUAUGCGCAGCUGCAGGGCCCGGAGGAUUGUGCGCGGUGGGCCGCCGCCGGCUGAGGAUCCCGAGCAGCUCAGGCGACCGUGUUUGUGCCGCCGCUGCAUACCCUUUCUCCCCGCGCUCCUCUGCUUCUCCGGAGAGAGCGCAUGAUGGCGGCAGCGGCCGCCCCAGCUGUGGUGGUGGAGGUGAGCGUGAGCAGCACCGGGAGCAGUAGCAGCGACACUUCCAGCACGGGCGAGGAGGAGAGGAUGAGGCGCCUCUUCCAGACCUGCGAUGGGGACGGCGACGGCUAUAUCAGCAGGAAUGACUUGCUCAUGGUGUGUCGCCAACUGAACAUGGAAGAGUCUGUGGCUGAAAUAAUGCAUCAGCUUGGUGCAGAUGAAAAUGGGAAGAUUUCCUUCCAGGAUUUCACACGAUGUCGCAUGCAACUUGUGCGAGAAAUCAGAAAAGAAGAAGUGGAACUUUCUGUGAAAUCCGAUGACUCGUGCAAAAAGAAAACAUUAAGGGAUAGAAUAGCUUCCUGGCCAACAAGCAGCGAAAACAGUUUGGGUGCCCUAUCAGGAGCUAGAGAGAGCUGGGAAUACGACUCUGGAGCUAGAGACCUUCAGAGUCCUGACUUGCACAGUCGUUCAGCUCUACAGAAGCUCUUGGAAUGUGGAGGCAACACCACGAAUCAACAAGCUGCACUGCAGAGACUGCUUACUCAGGCCUCCAAUCUUAGCAAUUCAGUUGGAGGAAGUUACUUAGAACUUGCUAACACUCUCCAUUUAGCAGCUCUGGCAUCACUGAAAGGAGAUAUUGUUGAACUUAAUAAACGACUGCAGCAAUCGGAACGAGAGAGAGAUUUGUUGGAAAAGAAAUUGGCAAAAGCACAGUGUGAACAGUCCCACCUAAUGAGAGAGCACGAAGAUGUGCAAGAGCGGACAACACUUCGCUAUGAGGAACGAAUCACAGAGCUCCACAGUAUUAUUGCAGAGCUAAAUAAGAAAAUUGAUCGACUCCAAGGAACUACUAUAAGGGAGGAAGAUGAAUAUUCAGAACUACGAUCUGAACUUAGUCACAGCCAGCACGAAGCCAAUGAAGACUCACACAGCAUGGACCAAGAUCAAACUUCAGUUUCCGUCCCAGAGAACCAGUCAACCAUGGUCACAGCUGACAUGGAUACCUGUAGUGACUUGAACUCUGAACUGCAGAGAGUUCUGACGGGAUUGGAGAAUGUGGUCUGCGGGAGGAAGAAGAGCAGCUGCAGUUUGUCUGUGGCAGAUGUGGACAGACACAUUGAACAGCUCACCACUGCAAGUGAACACUGUGAUUUGGCCAUUAAGACAGUUGAAGAAAUUGAAGGUGUCCUAGGGCGGGACCUAUAUCCAAAUCUGGCUGAAGAGAGGUCUAGAUGGGAGAAGGAACUAGCAGGCCUGAGGGAAGAGAAUGAAAGCCUGACAGCAAUGCUGUGCAGCAAGGAAGAGGAGCUGAACAGAACUAAGGCCACCAUGAAUGCAAUCCGGGAAGAACGGGACAGAUUACGCAGAAGGGUUCGAGAACUACAAACACGUUUACAAAGUGUCCAAGCAACUGGCCCAUCGAGCCCAGGUCGUCUCACUCCGGCAAACCGUCCCAUUAACCCUAGCACUGGAGAACUGAGCACAAGCAGUAGCAGUAAUGACAUUCCCAUUGCCAAGAUCGCAGAACGCGUAAAACUCUCAAAGACGAGGUCAGAAUGUUCAGCAUCUGACCGCCCUGUCCUGGGGUCAGAAAUCAGCAGCAUAGGGGUAUCGAGCAGUGUGGCAGAACACUUAGCUCAUUCUCUUCAAGACUGUUCCAAUAUCCAAGAAAUUUUCCAGACACUCUACUCACAUGGGUCUGCCAUUUCUGAAAGCAAAAUCCGAGAAUUUGAAGUGGAAACUGAACGGUUAAACAGCCGCAUUGAGCACUUAAAAUCACAGAAUGAUUUAUUGACAAUAACUCUGGAAGAGUGUAAAAAUAAUGCUGAGAGAAUGAGCAUGUUGGUUGGGAAAUAUGAAUCCAAUGCCACAGCCCUCCGGCUUGCACUGCAAUACAGUGAACAGUGCAUCGAAGCCUAUGAACUGCUGCUAGCAUUGGCAGAAAGUGAACAGUCUCUCAUUCUUGGGCAAUUCAGAGCUGCAGGUGUUGGGUCUGUUGGGGACCAAACAGGUGAUGAAAACAUCACCCAGAUGCUGAAAAGAGCUCACGACUGCAGGAAGACAGCUGAAAAUGCAGCAAAAGCCCUGCUGAUGAAGUUGGACGGGAGCUGUGGAGGAGCCUAUGCAGUCACUGGCUGCAGUGUGCAGCCCUGGGAGAGCCUGUCGUCCAACAGCCACACCAGUACUACUAGUUCAACAGCAAGUAGUUGCGAUACAGAGUUCACCAAAGAGGAUGAACAAAGGUUGAAGGACUAUAUUCAGCAGCUGAAGAAUGACAGGGCAGCCGUUAAGCUGACUAUGCUGGAGCUGGAGAGCAUCCACAUUGACCCCCUCAGUUACGAUGUCAAGCCUCGCGGAGAUAGCCAGAGGCUGGAUCUUGAAAACGCAGUGCUCAUGCAGGAACUCAUGGCCAUGAAGGAGGAAAUGGCAGAGCUGAAAGCACAGCUGUACUUGCUGGAAAAAGAGAAGAAAGCCCUAGAGCUGAAGCUAAGCAGUCGAGAAGCUCAAGAACAGGCCUAUCUGGUCCACAUUGAACACCUGAAAUCAGAAGUGGAAGAGCAGAAGGAACAGAGAAUGAGGUCCCUCAGCUCAGCCAGCAGCAGCAGCAAAGACAAGUCAAGUAAGGAAUGUACGGAUGGCACAACAUCAUUAACACUAGCUGAACUUAAACCCUACAGCGAAAAUGAACUCACUACAGAACUGGCAAAUGCACUCAGACGAGAAAAGAAACUGAAAGCCAGAGUGCAGGAGUUGGUGAGUGCCUUAGAGAGACUGACAAAGAGCAGUGAAAUCCGGCACCAGCAGUCUGCGGAGUUUGUUAAUGACUUGAAAAGAGCAAACAGUAACCUUGUGGCUGCAUACGAGAAAGCAAAGAAGAAGCACCAAAACAAGCUGAAGAAACUCGAGUCCCAAAUGAUGGCUAUGGUUGAAAGGCAUGAGACCCAAGUGAGGAUGCUCAAACAAAGAAUUGCUUUGCUAGAAGAGGAAAACUCCAGGCCCCACACCAAUGAAACGUCACUUUAAGCAGAGGGAAAGAUUUCUUCUUCAAGAAUCCUUGUGCCAUUGCAAACCUAUCUCCUUGCAAGACUGAUUUAGGUGAUGAACACAGAAGAGGAUCCAAGAGAAGCAGGGCAAAUUGGAGGUCAGUGCCUCAAACUGAGGUUGUGGCUUUGGCAAUAUCCAGCCAAGUGCAGGAGCCCAAAAGGAAAGAAGUUUGUGGGUGGCUGCUCAUCAUCGGACAGUGCCUGCUGGUAAAUGUAUCUGUUUAUCAAGGUUCUAUGUAGUUACUUUAUUCACAUCAUUAAAAAUUCCCCAUUUCCUUUUGCCAAGUUCCUAUGGACAUCAUUAGGAACACUCUUCCUUCCUUGUCCAUCAAAUACAUUCCUCAAUGCCCAUUGCAUUUUUGAAGGCACACUUAAACACUAUCCCAAGGUGGUUUCCAUUUUGUCAGUAGCCUUUCUGUUGGCCUCUGCCUCCUUUCUGCCAUUUUCGCUGGGAAGGGAAUGCCCAGCCACUCCCUACAACUUCCAUAGAGGCAGAGUGAGCCAAGUAUGACCACACGGCUGCAACAUGGACUCGGGGGUGGGGGGGGUCCCCUUAGGUUCUCCACAGUUCUAACUGCAUGACUAUCCCUGCAUGCAGUUAGAACUGCCAAGGCGGAGUUUAAGUGGCAAGGUGGCCAUGCAGUUCUAUCCAAAAGCGGUUUCAAAAGGGAGAAACAAUGGAAAGGUGCUUUAAAGCGGAGGUUCUUUUGAGUCACAGUGUGUUGAAUCCAUGCCUGACAACUACAAGCCACUUGGAGACUAUCCUGUUCUCCCCUGCUGGUGGUCACAAUUCCAGCUGCACGAGCAGAAGCAACACAGGCAGCUGGACAACUGUAUUUCUGAAACGCAGCUUAGUAGCCUCCAAGCCCCACCGCCAUAGAGGCUGCGAUGCACCCCUACCCGCCUGUUUGAUAUUUGUGUUCUUGGAGUAAGCAACCAUUUUGAAACACUCUAAAGCAGGCCUGCUCAACUUCGGCCCUCCUGCAGAUGUUGGCCUACAACUCCCAUAAGCGCUGGUUAUUGGCUAUUGUGCUCUGUGGUCGGCAGGAGUCAACACUGACUCGACAGCACACUUGACCUUUAGUGCAAAACGAGCUGGGGGCCAAAGUUGAGCAGGCCUGCUCUGAAGUCACACAGUUUUAAUCUGGUUUGGUAACCUUGGUCUGCCAAAGGUUCCGCAUGUUAAGGAAAUGAUGCCCAUGAGAGUAUCCACUCAAUUUUGAAACACACAAGCUAGAAAACUGUUGCUACUCUUAGAAAGGAUAUAUUCCAAGUGGACUGGCAGUGGAGACACAUUUUUUUACAACACAGGACACUGCUGCAAGACAAGGUUGAAGGGCAGCAUUUGACCUCCGCUCCCUGCCCCCUUCAACAGAUAGCUUUUGAGGGCUGUCACAAGGUGUGGUGCUGAGGAGUACCAUUUGGCCAAGAUUUCCCUAAAGCUGACUAGGUUACUGCUGUGCAGUGACAGAGCAAAAAACUUCUGCUAAGCUGAUGCCUUUUUAGCUGAAAAUGUCAUUUAUGUGGAAUGUGCCUGUUCAGAUGAAUGUAAAUGUGCUCCCUAAACAAGCUGUAGAAGUUGCUUGCAAGGGAGCCCAGUUAUGGUGCUAGUUCUGUCUAUUCAGCCCUAUAGAAGCAUCAUAUCAACAUAGUAAGCUGAGUAGAGGCUACAGUGCCUCUGUUAAAGGAGCCUGUAGUCCUAAGUGUGGCAAUAACUCUCUAGUGGUAUUUCAACAGAAGCAGGAUAAAUAUUUUGGGUGAAUUGCUAGGAGUCAAGGGGUGGGAAUGUCUCAGUCAUGGCAUGUGUGACUCAACAAUGCUUUCCUUUUAGAACUAGUGUAUUUUUCCCCCUUGCACUGUGAUUGUUGGAGCACUUGCAAACAUUAAGGCCAGGAUCACCACCUAUGGUCUUCACAGGAUCACCACCUACGGUCUUCUAAAGUUCUUCCAUAUAUUUUCAUUGUAGCUGACAGGAGGUGCUCUUUGGGUCAAACUGAGCUUUUGGGUUUUUACUGCUGUUUCUCUUCCUGUCGUGUGUUUUCAAACUGAGAGAGAAAGUGUCCGGUACUUCUAGUUUUUGUUGUUUGUGUCCUGUAAUUAUUGGUGGCUGGCCUCGUAGCUCUGGGUGUGUGCUCAUCACAUCAGCAAGCACACAGCACUCGCCUCUGGGCUUGUCCCUGCACUUCGAAAGUGCACCGCACUUGUGCAAAAGCACAAAUACUUUCUCCCAACACUUAAUAUGAGUUUCUGCUUUUAACAGAGCACUUCCAGAAGAUGGGGAGACCACUGGGAGUAUUUUUGCUCUUAUGCAAGAACAGCCGUGUUCUGGAAGGAUGGGGACUAGGGCUGCAUGCCCAGGCCCAGGUUUAGACUGUCAACCAUUAUCCGUAAAACAUCUCAGAAUUGCCCAAAUCAGCAAUCGCGGCUUAAGGCUUACUUUCAGGAGGUAUGCACAUUUGUGGAAAUUAAAUUAUGUGAAGCUUCUUUUAGCCCUCAUUGGGCCUAGAUUUGUCAUUUUUCUUCCUAUUGGAUCUUCAUUUCCUGACCCAGCACAGCUAACCUUAUGGCAAAUCUCUACCCUGGUAGCUAACAGUCACAACUUCCAAGCAGAUCAGACCAUUCUUAGCAAAACACUAUAUUGACGCUUCUAACCAUAAGACGUAAUGUCCUCUUAGAAGAAGAGUGUGGAGAGUAACAGUGAUAAGUUCACGUGCUUUAAUCGUCUUAUGUUGUCACAGCCAGGAGAUGAUCUAAAACUUUAUACGAAGUGCUUACUCUGGAUUCCUUAUUACUCUGUUGACAGUUUUAUCUAAGCCUCAAAUCAUUUUGUUUCUUGAAUGAGCAAUGGAAACAUUUUGAUAUAAAGCAUUAAUGGGAACAAAGACUAAUUAAUUUCCUUGAUGCAGUGACAGUACAAGGAAGCCACCUCCAUACUGUGUACAUCUGUGAUAGCUGUUCUUUUUCAGAUCUUGCAAGUUACAGUCUUCUGCUUCCUCUGCAGAAUUCCACCAGUGAGUCCCUGUACCCAGGACACUUUCCAUGAGGCAGUUGCCUCAAGUGCCAGUAUCAGUCUCCCUGGCCCUUGGUGCCACUGCCCUUCCUCACUCCACUGGAGCAUGCUGGUCAUUUCCCUCUCACUUGCUUGGGGAAUGCCUCUCUUCUCUGCCCCCCCCCCCAUGGGCUAGGAACACCCCUGCCACCUUUGCUUGACUUGGCAUGGGUGGAGAAUGCUUGUGUGCCUGCUGCCUCAGCAGCAAGGCCUGACUGCUGAGCACCUACCCUCAGGUGGUAUGGGCAGACUCAGACAGCUGCACGGCCCCUAGCAGGACCUCUUCUAGAACAAAGUUCUUAUAGUAGUUCUUACCAGAAAAGUUAUGGGUCUACUUCUCAAAUAAAACAGAAAGAUGCAGGUGGGCAGUCAGUAUCAGCCAAGGUCAAGCUCUAGUUAACCCCAAGUGAAAUGGUGCUGGAUAGCAACUGUGGUGGCCAGCCAUGCAUCUUUGCUUCACAAUAAUUAGAUGCAUGUUGAGUUGUUCAUCUAUUCAGGCAUACUACCAAAUUAUGGUUAAAGUUUACCAUGGCUCAGUGUGAUGUGUGAACUGAAAAGCCAUCAUUUUGGCCACAGCUUUGCCUCAGGUGCAGCAAGCAAACAUGUAGUUCUACGUCGGGAUUUGCUGAGCAGCUACAAAAGCAAGCUCCUCUAAACCAUCACUUGGGUUCUAAAUUGUGGUUAGCACAAAGAGUUUUGACAUUUGGUGAGCUUAUUACAUUGCUUUUUUUGGACUAGUGCUUUCAAAUCCCUUCAAUUUCACUCGUCAGCAGUUACCAUCCUAUUUCCAGCCAGCAAAUGUGCUGCUAGUUAUGUGUAUGCACAGAAUUGUUUACGCCUUUCCUCUCCUUUGACAGAGUCAAAGUGCAGCUUCAUUGUUCUCUAACCUGCACCAGUGUUCCUGUAAGAGGGAUUCCCAGGUGAUGUUGACUAGAACUCCCACAAUCCCAGCCAAAGGCCAUUGCAACGAAAGAUGCCGAGUGUUGAAGUCAACAUCAUCUAGGGACCCUUGUUACAGGGUACUGCCCUUGUGGCCACACAGAACCUACUGUCCUUCACUCAGUGGAGCUUGAACAGUGUAAUUUAUUCCUGGAUUUGCUGUGCAAGUGCGUACUUUAGAAGAACAUGAUAUAAUGUAUAAGGGAUUUUUAUAUACACACAGCCUUAAGGAAACUGAAAUGUAUUUCACAAGGUCUGACUGAAAUAUUCUUAGUAAUAUUGCCAUCAUGAAAAAUUAUAUCUAUGCAGCUGUGAGAAUAUUUAAAUAUUAUUUUCAUAGGCAGCCAAUGGAUUGCAUACAGCUGUGCUAACCCCACACCUGGCUGGGGCACAAUAGUGCUGGCAUUUCCCCUGCAAUCCAGCAAUGGACCCAUGCAAUCUUGUCAGAAGAAAAUUGAAGUAUUCUUACAGCUAUAGAGAUCUGUCCAUUCACAAGUAGCUUUCAGCAACAGCAGUCAACCUCAAGAGAACAUUAAUUAGGUCUUAGGCAUUGGCAUGCUGGAUUUUUUCUUCUUCUGUAGCAGCAAGCCACUCUAAAAAAGAAAAUCGCUUCUAGCGGCAUCACUUUUUGCAAGUGAAUCAGUAUCUGUGGGGAGAUAAAUGGGUGGACAAGUGGAGGAAAGAAUGAAUUGCCUACUCUAGCGAAUAUCUGUCAGCACCCAGGUUUCCAUGCAAGCAUGGCUAUUGGAUGCAAAUAUGUGCCGUCUCCAGUGGGGAUGUGGGGAAAGACUGACUUUAGCUACUUCUUCCUCCCACUGGCUCACAUACAGCAUAGCAUGCCGUUCCAUGCUCCUCUAAUCCAGGUUCUCACUUCUUCUGAAAAGUGAGAACUUCUCGUAGAAGCUCUGUCGCUACUAACACUUGCAGUGUCACCGUAGCAAUAGGCCUGUCAUUCCCAACAGGCAACUCAUUGUAAGUAGUGACUGAGCCACUCCCAAGUUCAGUAGAAGCUAGAAUGCUGUUUAGAGAGGGACAGAAAUGAGCAUGUGCCCUGCUGUGUGUGAGCCACUACAUACAGCUGAUUGGUAGAAAAGCACAAAACUUUGCAGUUAUUUCUUCCAACAUUUAAUACUGUGAGAAUGUUACUUAGAAGAGCUCAAAAGCAAGAACUUUCCCAGAGUACAUUACAUAUAAAAUCAGCCUGCAUACCCAGUAAUGGAGGGGUUGAUUGCUUCCAUGGAAGAUGCUUAAUAAGAAGUAGCUGCUUCAUCCUCAUGCUUAGGGGGCAACAACCACAGAUAUUGAGAGAGAACUGGGCACAUUUACCACCACUCCAAAGUUCAGUGUGUUAAAUCUGUUGAGUAUGUGAUUCACUCUGGAAAGGUUAAAACAAGGGGGGAAAUACCAAAAAACCUCCAUUAUGCAACUGUUUUUAGAACUCUCUGUACCCAGGAAAUCAGGCUAUGACCUGACAGAUGUGUGUGCUACACUAAAGGCACUGUUUUCGUGCUCUUCUACACUUCUAAAGCUCUCCAUUCCAUUAUGUUAAGUGGAAAAGUUUUGUUUGAAUGACAAGAAUCUAGUCAAUUAUCUGUUGAGUCAUUUUAGUCAAAAUGCAACAUUGUAUUAGAACAGGUUUCUAGAAGUUGAUGAGUUUGUCAUAUGUUGCAUGGAACAUGUUCUAAACUGUUUUCCAAUUAAGGUAUAAAAACCUUUUACACCAGCUUGAAUGUAUUGUUAGUUAUUUACAAAGCACAUUAAUUUUUCAUUCAAUGUCAGUAUUGUUCUACUGUUUAUAUCCAAAUUCCUUGUUGACAAACUACCAUUUUCUUUGAGUUUUCCCCAAUUGCUUUAGUUCUUUAGCUGCUGUAAGAUAGCUAUAUUGUGUUUAUUUGAUAUAGAAUUGUACAAACUGCAUUUAUUUAUACAGAGGCAUUUAUAAUACUUUUACAAAUGUUCUUAUAUUCUGAAUAAAUUUCUAAUGCUACAAUGUCA
Hemicordylus capensis (graceful crag lizard) is the source of this 9316-nucleotide messenger RNA. RefSeq names its product MCC regulator of WNT signaling pathway (gene MCC). The transcript has 19 exons. Lineage: Eukaryota; Metazoa; Chordata; Lepidosauria; Squamata; Cordylidae. The record is from RefSeq and is a predicted model, not a curated record. The coding region runs from base 275 to 3313 and encodes 1012 amino acids. Gene Ontology annotation, molecular function: calcium ion binding. Gene Ontology annotation, cellular component: cytoplasm. Gene Ontology annotation, biological process: negative regulation of canonical Wnt signaling pathway.